Molecule: messenger RNA, 3393 nt
Organism: Penicillium canariense
Lineage: Eukaryota; Fungi; Ascomycota; Eurotiomycetes; Eurotiales; Aspergillaceae
Product: EF hand domain protein
Exons: 1
Coding region: 1-3393 (1130 amino acids)
Cellular component (GO): intracellular membrane-bounded organelle; cytosol; membrane
Molecular function (GO): zinc ion binding; calcium ion binding
Source: RefSeq, a predicted model, not a curated record
AUGUCCGAGACACGCUCGGGGCCGGUGUCGUUGGCACGAUAUCGGCCCAUCCUUUACCUCUUCACCGGUGUCGCCGCUGCCUAUGCUCUCCUCUACAUUCACAAUAACGUCGUGUCGUCGCAAUCUUCAUCACAGGUCCCACUCCGACGCCGAAACGCCAUACGCCGUCACAGACGAUCAGAUGCCGACGAGUCAGGACUCGUGGACACACCGUCAUACCGCGCCAUAACCCAUUUGGAGCAGCUGGAACGUCAGAAUGGGGUAUACGGGACAUUCCGCAUUGAGACAGAGGAUGGAAGACGGGUUGAAAGUGGACUUUUGCCGUCGCUGCUCGCGACUCGCGACCAGCUGAUGGAGGAGGUCGGCGUACCCCCAGCCCACGCAGAGCGCAUGCGCGAGAUGAUGGAGGACACGUUUCUCGAAUCAUUCCUUGCGCUUGACUUCCCCGCUGCGCAUACUCUCCCAGACAAUAGCCCGGAGCGAGCCUAUCUGACGGAGCAGUUGCAACGGCGAGGAAUCUCACGUGGGGGCAUUGAGAGGGCGCUGAGCCGGUUCAACGGCGACGAGAACUAUGGAGAUGAACUGCGCCGUCGACGCCAGAAUGGUGAGCGCGUGACUCUCUCUACGUCGACCUUCCCUGAUGCAGCUGCGCCUCCCCAGAUUCCGGAUAGUGGGGAAACAGUGGACGACCAGAGCGUUUUUUCUUGGAGGGACGGGAAUAAUGACUCUUCUCCCACCCGCGAAGGUCAGAACCUGCUCAACUUGCUAUACCAUAUAGCGGAAGACCAGGCGCGAAGGGAUGGCUAUAUCCACCGAGGAGUGACUUGCAAUAGCUGCAAUGCUAUGCCGAUCCAGGGUAUCCGCUACCGCUGCGCUAAUUGUAUUGAUUACGAUCUUUGUGAAACAUGCGAGGCAAUUCAGGUGCACAUCAAGACGCAUUUAUUCUACAAAGUCCGAAUUCCUGCCCCAUUCCUAGGAAACCCGCGUCAAUCUCAACCCGUGUGGUACCCCGGAAAGCCCGCAAUGCUACCUCGCAGUCUUCCACGUCCCUUGGCAAAGCGCCUGAUGCGGGAGACCAGCUUUGAAAAUACCGAGCUUGAUGCUCUCUGGGAUCAGUUCCGCUGUCUGGCUAACUACGAAUGGGCCGAUGAUCCAAACAAACUUUACAUGGCCAUUGAUCGCAAGACAUUCGACCGGUGCUUUGUGCCCAACACGUCUAUUCGCCCGCCUCCGCCAAGCCUCAUCUACGAUCGCAUGUUUGCAUUUUACGACACCAAUGGAGAUAACCUCAUUGGAUUCGAGGAGUUUCUGAAAGGCUUGGCUAGUCUGAACAAUAAGAGCAACGAUGAAAGGCUACGUCGCGUCUUCCGCGGCUACGACAUUGACGGUGAUGGAUUUGUGGAACGCAAGGACUUUCUCCGAGUUUUCAGAGCGUAUUACUCUCUCAGUCGAGAACUCAACCGCGACAUGGUAGCCGGAAUGGAAGAUGAUUUCCUUGAAGGGGGUGCGCGUGAUGUUGUCCUGGGUAGUCAGCCUAUCAGCUCUGCAUUCCCAGGCAAUAUUCCUUCGGGUGAAGUUUCGCGAGUUGGCGAAGGCAAGCGCAUCAACCCGGAAGGCGACAUGGAAAUCGUUGACAACGAAGGAAUUCUUCGACAAGAUGGUACCGAUACAGGUGAUCGACACUCGGUUGUAGGCGACGCUUCUGUCAGAGAACAAUUUGGCCGUACGAGACCGAUGUUCCCGUCUACGUUACGUCUUCCGAAUACUGCGACCGACUCUCGUCCAACAGACCCCGCACAUGGCGAUGAGGACGACGACGAUGACGAUGAUGAGAGUGAGUCCGAUGAAUCCAGCUCAUCAGUUGCCAGCGGCAAUUGGCCACCACCGGAGCACAUCCAUGAGGAUGACAUAAUUGAAGCCCUCGGAACGUACGUGCCCCCACAGGAGAUAAACGACCCAGUCGACAGAGCUCGCAUCGUGACAGCUGUGUAUAACAGAAUGCGUGACGAUGAUCGGAGACGCAUGGAAGAGACACGUCGCAACGGGAUUGAUGAACGCUGGCGCCGUAGAGCGUUCUAUACCGAUGAAGAAGACGGCACCACCAUCCCUGCAGGCUAUCAGCAAGACCCAGCUUUCGACGAGGACCUCAGUGAUGGGGAGUCUAUAGUCGAAUCACCAACUACCGAAUCGCACCCGCCUUCUCCACGCUCCCGCUCUUCUUCUAAAGUCCGAUUUCAGGAUGAUAUCGCGGAUGAUUACGAUGUGCGGUCCAAUCCAUCGACAUCUUCGCGUAGUAUCCCUGUCGGUGAGCGGUGGGGCGGCUUUGAGAUACCCGAGGUCGAGAAGGACGUCGGCAAGGAAAUCCUGUACCAGGUCACGCAGCAAGGAUUCAACGAGCUUCUCGACGUUCUAUUCAAGCAAAAGGAGGACUUGUUGAUGGAGGUCCACCGGACUCGAGCUGAUCGCAGAACUUGGGCACAUGAAAUUGAGCAAGCAGAGAAGUUAGGGGCGCAGACACGCUCUCCUAAAGAUGGUGAUGCCUUACCCAUUCACGAGGGGGAACUUCAGGAAAUCACAGACAAUAAGUCUCUCGAUGAUCUCUUGAGUUGCGCUGGCUAUGCGGUGCAGAGCCCACACCUUGAGCCUGUUGAUGCUCGUCCAGUCUUAGCACCUCCAUUGCCGGAGGGCAUAUCACCAGGUGAUGGUGUUCGGCCAGCUCAUCUUGCCGAUCCCGAUCAUGAAGACAGGCUUGGCCAGGACCAGUCCUUCGAGGAUGAGGAUGAGGAUGAUGACGAAACAGCCUCGAUCACCAGCUCGUCUGACCCGGAGUACCAAAUGCCUAUUUCCGAGGACGCUUCUUCUGACGAGUCCUCUGAUGCCGAGCCUGAUUCUAGCGUCGACGAAACACCCGACUAUGAUCCCACUCUCCCACAGUUCCGUCCGGACUCAGAUGCGCCCCGCCCAGGUCCCUCUUUCCGCGAUAGGCCUAUGGUGAUGACACACGGCGGAGACGGUACCUCACCAGCCUCGGAGCUUCCCAACCGACUUCGUCUCCAGCCAGAUGGCACCACCCACCUCCCUGCCCCAUCCUCCCCCCACUCAUCCUCGCCAGAAGCUGAGGCAACAGCACCAAAACUCCCACCCUCACCCAUGCAGCCACUCCCGCCGCCACCUAAAUCGACCAACCCGCCCCAGAAAGUCGCCAUCCCGCGCCAGCCUACAGCACGAACUCUAGCCCGGUGGGCCUAUCUGAAUCGAGUCGAGCGUGAAGCUAAGGAGCGUGGUGGUAGCGGGGCGAGGCUCAACUUUGAGGAAUUUUCACGACGGAUGGCAGCUGAUAAGGGCCGUCGUCUGGCAUUUGUAGCGAGUUGGAUUGAAAUGGCUAGCUUUUGA